This is a messenger RNA of Solenopsis invicta (red fire ant), 3539 nucleotides long. RefSeq names its product glycine dehydrogenase (decarboxylating), mitochondrial. Gene Ontology annotation, cellular component: mitochondrion; glycine cleavage complex. The transcript has 9 exons. Gene Ontology annotation, molecular function: pyridoxal phosphate binding; glycine binding; glycine dehydrogenase (decarboxylating) activity. NCBI's taxonomy places the organism in Eukaryota, Metazoa, Arthropoda, Insecta, Hymenoptera, Formicidae. The record is from RefSeq and is a predicted model, not a curated record. Gene Ontology annotation, biological process: glycine decarboxylation via glycine cleavage system. The coding region runs from base 328 to 3387 and encodes 1019 amino acids.
AUGAAGAUAAAAUUUGUUUAUAUGUCGAGUAAAAAAUUCCAUUAGAUUGUACUAGAUCAAACGUUAAAUCUCAGCGUCAUGAGAUAGUCACGACGAAAAUAAUUUCUCAAUAUUGUCUUAGAUGUCGAACGACUCAGAGUUCAAGCUGUAAUCAGGAGUUGUGACAUCAUUGUGUGAUAUCUCUAUCCCGAGUAUAAAACCUCCGUCAACUUUAACACUUGUUAGUCUUAAGGAGAUACUCAAGUGACCGUGGCAUUAAAUAUUAAGCGUCGCAGUCUAAUUAUUCUUACUAAUUUCCAAGUGCACGUUUUAUUAUUAAAAGAUACGAUGCAGUACACUUUAAAGAUGGCAAGGUGUUCCAGACUUUUAAAUAAGCACAAUAUUGUGGCUCAACAUAUGCGUGGUUUGCAACUAAGUAGUUUACAGAAUAAACAGAACAUGAAUAAAUUGCUUCCACAAAAGGAGGAAUUUCAAGCGAGGCACAUUGGACCCAGGGAACACGAGCAGAUAGAAAUGUUAAAAUUAAUUGGAUUUAAGAGUCUUGAUGAAUUAACGGAAACGGCAGUACCAGCUACGAUUCUUCGCAAAGGAGAUUUAAAUCUCGAGGAGCCAGUUACUGAGUACGACCUAAUGAAGCGAAUCACACAAAUUUCUGAAAAGAAUUAUGUUUGGCGCUCUUACAUAGGCAUGGGGUACCAUAACUGCUGCGUACCGCACACGAUUAUGCGUAACAUUUUCGAAAAUCCUGGAUGGACUACGCAAUACACUCCUUAUCAGCCCGAGAUUUCGCAAGGACGACUCGAAGGCCUGUUGAAUUAUCAAACCAUGAUAUGUGACUUCACGGGGAUGGAAGUGGCGAAUGCCUCUCUGUUGGAUGAAGGAACAGCGGCAGCGGAGGCUCUGGCGCUCGCAUAUAGGCACAAUAAAAGAAAAAAGUUGUUUGUCUCCGACCGAGUGCAUCCUCAGACCAUUAGUGUUAUCGCGACACGCGCCGCAUCCUUAGGUUUAACGCUAGAAGUCGGAGAUGUGUUUAAAGUAGACACCAGUGGGAACGAUAUUGCUGGUAUUCUCAUACAAUAUCCCGAUACAACUGGUUGCAUUCAUGAUUUCGAGGACAUUGUUCAAAAGUCGCACGCUAAUGGGACUCUUGUCUGCGCUGCCACAGACUUACUUGCUUUAGCUGUGCUUCAACCGCCAAGUGAUUUUGGCGUCGAUGUAUGCGUGGGUACCAGCCAGCGUUUCGGAGUGCCUCUCGGGUAUGGUGGGCCCCAUGCCGGGUUUUUCGCAUGCCGACAGAAGCUGGUGCGAUUAAUGCCCGGCAGAAUGAUAGGCGUCACGAGAGAUUCCAGCGGACAGGACGCUUAUCGGCUGGCUCUCCAAACGCGCGAGCAGCACAUCAGGAGAGACAAAGCCACCAGCAAUAUCUGCACCGCACAAGCGUUGCUAGCUAACAUGUCCGCGAUGUACGCGGUGUAUCAUGGACCUCAGGGAAUACGAAAUAUCGCAAGCAGAGUGCACAAUUUAACGCUAGUUUUAGCGAAGGGUCUGGAGGUAGCUGGAAAUGCGAUAAAUAACAUUUACUUCUUCGAUACCAUUACAGUAACGCCAAAAGAUUCUGUCCAGACGAUAAAGGAAAAUGCGAAUAAGGCUAAAAUAAAUUUAAGAUAUUUUAACGACGGUAAGAUUGGAAUAUCUCUCGACGAGACGACGACGACGGAGGACGUGAAUGAUCUUUUCAAGAUAUUUUCGGCGAACAUUACGGUUGAAGAAGUGGUCAAAGAUGAAAACUUCCUAACGAAAAGUUUGGAUAAGUCGGAUUUUCAUCGUACUAUUUCAUAUUUACAACAUCCCGUAUUCAAUAGCCAUCAUUCGGAAACGAGAAUAGUUAGAUACAUGAAAUCUCUGGAAAACAAGGAUGUAUCUCUCGUGCAUAGCAUGAUUCCACUGGUGAUAAUUUUUGUUUCAAAAAUAUUAUACUUGUACGUUUGCCUCUUUACUAAUAUUAAUGUUUAUCAGGGUUCUUGCACGAUGAAGUUGAAUUCAACGACGGAGAUGAUGCCUUGCAGUUUGAAAGGUUUCACAGACAUACAUCCUUUUGCUCCGCUUGAGCAGGCCGAAGGAUACCAACAAUUAUUCGCUGAAUUGGAGCGAGAUCUAUGCGCGAUCACCGGUUACGACGGAAUUAGUUUCCAACCGAAUAGCGGAGCGCAAGGUGAAUACGCGGGUCUGAGGGCUAUACAAUGCUAUCACGAAUCGAAGGGCGAUAAGCAUCGACAAGUCUGUUUAAUUCCGAUAUCCGCGCACGGCACAAAUCCCGCAUCCGCUCAAAUGGCGGGUAUGCAGGUGGAACCGAUCCUCGUGCGAAAAGACGGUUCAGUUGACUUGGCGCACUUGAAGGAGAUGAUCAACAAAUACCAGAAGACGCUGUCGUGCCUGAUGAUCACGUAUCCAUCGACGAACGGUGUGUUCGAAGAAACGAUUAGCGACAUAUGCAACAUGGUGCACAAUGCUGGCGGGCAGGUAUACUUGGAUGGCGCCAACAUGAAUGCUCAAGUAGGCUUGUGUCGACCCGGUGAUUACGGCAGCGACGUGUCGCAUCUCAAUCUGCACAAAACGUUCUGCAUUCCUCAUGGGGGUGGCGGGCCUGGCAUGGGUCCCAUUGGAGUGAAACGACAUCUUAUACCUUUCCUGCCAAAUCAUCCCGUAGUAAAUUUGGGCGACGACUAUAACGACUUGAAGAAUCUCGGUGCCGUAUCGGCCGCGCCUUUCGGAUCGUCCGCUAUUCUACCGAUCUCGUGGGCUUAUAUCAAGAUGAUGGGUCCGAAAGGCUUACGCAAAGCUACGCAAGUAGCUAUUCUUAACGCCAACUAUAUGAGCAAGAGAUUAGAGAAGUAUUACAAAACGUUGUACAAGGGUGAGACUGGGCUGAUCGCGCACGAGUUCAUUCUAGAUGUAAGAGAUUUCAAGAAAACUGCCAACGUUGAGGCUGUUGAUAUUGCGAAGAGAUUGAUGGAUUACGGUUUCCAUGCGCCCACCAUGAGUUGGCCCGUAGCCGGUACCUUGAUGAUAGAACCGACUGAAUCCGAGGAUAAGACUGAGUUGGAUAGAUUUUGUGAUUCUUUAAUCUCCAUAAGAAAGGAGAUUGCAGACAUCGAAGAAGGAAAACUGGACAUUGCACAGAAUCCCUUGAAAUUGGCACCUCACACGCAAAAGCAAGUGGUAACGACCGAAUGGAAUCGACCAUAUUCGCGAGAGUUAGCAGCUUUUCCCGCUACAUUUGUGAAAGGAAGCAACAAGAUUUGGCCAAGCGUUGGAAGAAUAGAUGACAUAUACGGUGAUAAGAAUCUAUUUUGUACAUGCCCGCCCAUUUUACCAGAGCAACAAUAGUGAUGUAUUUAUACACUGUGUACAGUUAGUUACGUAAUGCACAACUAUUUAAAUAUUUAUUAUUACUUUUAUACAAAUAUAUUAUUUAUAUAAAACAUAAUUCUUUCUGUUUGACCAUAGACGAAAUAUAAUGAGAAUCUGUGUAUUUGAAA